GCAGUGAAUAUUCCUGAGGAGUAUUUUUUGAGGCUAAAUGAAAAGACGCUGAGAGGAAUUCAAAUAGAAAAUGGGGGAAAUCCAUGGAAGUACUUUAUAGUCAAGAAGAGUAUUUUGCUUCAUAAUUUAUACCUAAUACAGUCAUUUGUUAAAGAUUUAGGAAGAAUAGAGAACAUCUUGUAUCAGAAAAAAGAGGUACUCACAAACCCACUGUGCUGGCAGUACGCCGUCCUGCUUAACAAGUUCAGCCAGCCUGUUGAACUGGAGAACACCUUGCAUGUGAAGGGAUAUUAUCCUGCCUUUCAAGGACCUUUGCCCUAUCUUCCGGCAUCGUUGAAGUGUUACAUCAGGAGAAAUCCCGGGAGAUUCCCUGCACAAAAACACCAGGCUGGUAAACUGAAAGACUAUUACCUGCUGAAUGCUGCUUCGCUGUUGCCAGUGUUGGCGUUAGAAGUGAAAGAUGGGGAAGAUGUUUUGGACCUCUGUGCUGCACCGGGGGGUAAAUCGGUAGCUAUGCUGCAGUGUGCUUAUCCAGGUCAUUUUCACUGUAACGAACAUGAUGAUUUGAGGUUAAGAUGGUUGAAACAGACAAUAGAAUCCUUCAUCCCGGAUCCUUUGAUUAACUUAAUAACAGUCUCUAAGCUGGAUGGUAGACAGAUUGGAGACCUUAAGCCUGAAUUAUAUGACAAGGUACUGGUUGAUGCUCCUUGUUCAAAUGACAGAAGUUGGCUAUUCUCUUCUGAUGUUCAGCAAGUCGCGCUUAGGGUAAUACAAAGGAAGGAGUUACCGUGUCUACAAUUCCAGCUGCUAAGGUGAGAAGUGCAAAGGAGAGCUCUUAAAGGAGCUUUUU
Messenger RNA from Balearica regulorum gibbericeps (East African grey crowned-crane), 850 nucleotides. NCBI's taxonomy places the organism in Eukaryota, Metazoa, Chordata, Aves, Gruiformes, Gruidae. The record is from RefSeq and is a predicted model, not a curated record.